AUGAAAUUUUCUAAUGUUUUAUUAGGAAUUGUCGGCUUGACACCAACACAAUUUAGAUUUUGUUUUCAAGACUUGAAGAAAAGUUUUAUUUUUCUUCUUCUGGACAUUUCACAAAAAGACUUUAAAGUAUCAGAUUACAGCGUAUACAUUGUAGCUAAUCCAAUGAAAAUUUUCUUGACAUGUUCUAGACGUGCCAUGGCUCAACUAGAUUAG
Molecule: messenger RNA, 213 nt
Organism: Clunio marinus
Lineage: Eukaryota; Metazoa; Arthropoda; Insecta; Diptera; Chironomidae
Source: the annotation of a GenBank genome assembly